Messenger RNA from Humulus lupulus (European hop), 1413 nucleotides. RefSeq names its product GDSL esterase/lipase At4g16230-like. NCBI's taxonomy places the organism in Eukaryota, Viridiplantae, Streptophyta, Magnoliopsida, Rosales, Cannabaceae. The record is from RefSeq and is a predicted model, not a curated record. Gene Ontology annotation, molecular function: hydrolase activity, acting on ester bonds. The coding region runs from base 101 to 1273 and encodes 390 amino acids. The transcript has 4 exons.
UUAUUAAACUCACUAGUUACUAGUACCAUACUACUCAAAUAAAUAAUAAAACUAUUUUCAUAUUGAUCAUUAUUAUUCCAAACAAUCUGAUCAAACUCAAAUGGCUGCUGAAACAAAGUCAUCAUCAUCAUCACCAUCAUCAAAAAUAUUCCUCAUCACAAUAAUCUCCUUCCUUCUUCUUCUUCAUAUUCCUUGCUCUUAUUCCAAAUGUAGUGACAAUGAAUUUGGUAACAAGAAGUGUAAAAAGAUGAUGAAAAUCAAAGGGUUGUUUGUGUUUGGAAGCUCUCUAGUGGACAAUGGCAACAACAACUUCAUAAACAACUCUUUGGCCAAAGCCAAUUACUUGCCCUAUGGCCUAGAUUUUCCUUUGGGGCCAUCAGGGAGAUUCACCAACGGCAAGAAUGUCGUCGACCUCAUCGGCGAAAAGCUUCGCCUUCCUUUCAUCCCGGCUUUCGCCGAUCCCUCCACCAAAGGGAGGAGAAUUGUUCAUGGUGUUAGUUUUGCUUCUGGUGGCUCUGGCAUUCUUGAUGACACUGGCUCCAUAGCGGGCGACGUAAUAAGUCUACGAGAACAAAUUCGAAACUUGGAGAAAAUAACUUUGCCGGAACUCGAGGGCGAAGUAGGGUGCAAAAGCAAGCAAAUUUUGAGAGAUUACCUAUUUGUGGUGGGGAGUGGCUCCAACGAUUACUCCUUCAACUACUUCCUCACAGGCCUAAACAAAAGAGUCACACUCCAAGAUUUCACCACAAACCUUACUCUUUCCCUAUCACACCAUCUCAAGAAAUUAUACAGAUUGGGAGGUAGAAGAUUUGUAUUAAUGUCCAUAAACCCAAUAGGGUGCAGUCCCAUGGUAAGAAUAAUGGUCCAACCAACACAAAAUCGGUGCAUACAAGGGCUCAACCUUGCAGCUCAACUCUUUAAUAGUCACUUGAAGUCAUUGGUGGAUACCAUCAAGCCACAAAUGCCAGGCUCCACUCUUGUUUAUGUUAACUCUUACAAAAUUAUCAGAGACAUCAUCAGAAACCCUUUCUCAAAAGGUUUCGAAGAGGCUAGUAAGCCUUGUUGUAAAGUAGCAUCAUUGAGUGAAGGAGGAAAUGGAGUGUUGUGUAGAAGAGAAGGAGAAGUAUGUGCAAACAGAAGCAAUCAUGUCUUCUUCGAUGGAUUGCAUCCAACCGAAGCUGUCAAUGUUCAAAUAGCUAAUAAAGCAUAUGCUUCUACUCUUCCAACUGAAGUCUAUCCCAUCAAUAUUCAACAAUUAGCUCAAAUUUAUUAGUUUACUAUAUUAUUAUGUUAUAUAUAAUAAUAGAUUUCAGUCUUUAGUUUUAGUUUUAAUUCAGAUUUUAAAUAGUUAGUGGUUAAGUACGAAUAAUGGUUACAAUGUUAUUAGUUCGUAAUUAUUAUCGAUUUGAGAAG